This is a messenger RNA of Zychaea mexicana, 2824 nucleotides long. Its product is annotated as component of IIS longevity pathway SMK-1-domain-containing protein. The record is from RefSeq and is a predicted model, not a curated record. Bases 1 to 2730 code for a protein of 909 amino acids. Gene Ontology annotation, molecular function: protein phosphatase activator activity. Gene Ontology annotation, biological process: protein dephosphorylation. Lineage: Eukaryota; Fungi; Mucoromycota; Mucoromycetes; Mucorales; Lichtheimiaceae. Gene Ontology annotation, cellular component: protein phosphatase 4 complex; nucleoplasm. The transcript has 14 exons.
AUGUCAACUAGCACCCCCACUACUACAACAUCUCGGUCGGUCCUCUGCAAUGUAUAUAAAUACAUCGGUGAAGAUCUUUGGUACGAUCAAGGAACUGGUUUUUGUGUCUACAAAACGGUACACGAAGACAAUGGCGACGAACACGACGAAAUACUUGUCGAAGAUUUGAUAGAUCAGUCCCGCCUUUUGAUAUCGCAGGUUUCUGAACACAAAGAUUAUGAGCAACUUGAAGAAACUAAGAUUCUUUGGACUGAGGAUACAGGAGCAAAUAUACUAGCACUGAGUUUUUUAUCGCGCGAGGAUUGUGACUAUAUAUGGCACGUUAUCGGGAUAGAGAGAGGGAAAGAGGGAAAGGAAGAAUGUAAAAAGAGUGUGCGAGCGAACAUGUUAAUAAGAGAACGAUGUGACACUGCCACCGAUAAUCGCCCCAGAACAGCUGUUGAUGAGAUGCUGGAAACUGGAGAUAGAACACCACCGAUGACGAAUGAUUUCCAAGACGUAGCUACGCUUCCCAUGCCUGAACUAUCCAACUUGGACGAAAUUACAAGAAGUCUUAGCAGUGCAAAAACAGCACAAGAUAAGCAUCGACUAGCAUUUUUUAUUGUACUACAUAACUACAUUGAUAAGCUGUUGUCCGUAUUUGAGUCAUGCAAAAAUAAGAAAAGCAGAAGAGGUCCGCAUGAUCCGCAGAUACCAGAUAAGAAGGCAACACAUCGAAGAAAUCUAGCAAAACUCUCCCAAAUGAAACCAGUACGUGUUGUAUAUCCAAGCAGUCAAAUAAUCGUCCCAAUUCAUAAUGAAUGGGUCAAUUCCAAGAUACAGCAAACUUUGCGGCUACAAUAUCUCAACGAUGUCAUUUUGUGCAACACUAUCGACGACUCAGAAAAAUCAACCCUGCGUUCGCUGAUAAAUUUCAACAACCUUGCUCUUGUCAAUUAUUUUAAAGACGAAGAGAACCAGGAGUAUUUGCACGAGCUGUUUUAUAUUUUUAGAGACGAGAAGUCGAGCGAUGAAAUGAAGAAGGAAGCUUCCAAGUUCGUAAUACAGCUCUGGAUUAUGGCAAAGGAGGAUCAGACCGCUGCGCGUGCAGCUCUAGCCAGAACGCUGGCCAAACAUGGCAUUUUCGAUAUGUUUCCGUUUGCCCUGUGUGCAGAUGAUGAGCUUUUGCGUACCCAUGCUGCAAACGUCCUUGAUUCCAUUGUAGAGCUUGACGUAUGCCUUUUACGUAAAUACACCAUUGAACAAACGAGAACAAAAAACGCUGAAGAUACUACCUUGGGCACGGUCCUUAAGCGAUUUGCACUCGAUAACACGGAUCCCGGUCUAAAGAUACAAUACGCAGAAAUUAUCAAGGCGUCGAUGAACUUGGGCAAUGGCAAAUUGGUGAUGCUACGUAAACAAGAUCUUGAUACUGAAAUGUAUCUCACUGUAUUCUACGAAAGUUAUUGUAACCUACUACUGCGUCCCUUUGAACAAGUAGAUGUCAAACCGAUCAAGCUAGAUGGUCCAAUAGAAGAGCUCAAACUCACUACAGAUCAGUCAGAUAUAUGCUUAUACCUAUGCGACCUCAUUUGCUUGGCUAUACGACAACACAGCUUCCGUAGCAAAAUUUUAAUGCGUUCCACCGACUGUUUUGUCAAAAUUGCACAACUGUAUCGAUGCAAACAAUCUCACCUGAAGCUUGCGGCGUUGCGCGUAUUCCGCACUUGUAUCGGCCUAAGCGACAAGUCUUAUACCCGACUUCUUAUAAAAUUCAAUGUAUUCGAACCGACAAUACGAGUGCUUUUGGAUACCGAUGGCCGCUACAAUGCGCUCAACUCUGCGUGUCUUGAGAUGUUGGAGUAUAUAAGGAGAAAAAACAUCAAAUUAUUGGUCGAGCACUUAAUAGCAAACUACGGUUCGGUGCUGGACACCAUCAGCUAUGUAACGACCUGCGAAAUGUUACGGUUACGACACGAGCAAAAUAUCGAGCCAAAUGACUCAAAUGAAGCUGGAGAUGAGGCAGCAAGAGAUAACUUGUUACGUGGCAAUGGUCAAGACGCUAGUGCAAUAGAUGAUGCAGCGGCCGAAGAAGAGUAUUUUAAUAACCAAUCGUCGGACGAAGAAGAGGAUCAGCCAAACAAAGCAUUAGCAGAAAGCGCAUCGCCGAAUGCAACGUCUUCAAUUGAACCAUCAAGAGGAGGACCGCUUGUCAAUUAUAAUGAUUCAGAUUCAUCAGACGAGGAGAUGGAUAAUAAUGAAGAAGAACAACAAACAAUAGCGGUAUCGUCAUCAUCAUCACCACCGUCAUCUGGUGAUAAGCGCCGCCGGUCAUUCUCACCCGAUCACAAUAAAGACAGCAACAGCAACAAUAUUGACACUAAUAAUAAUGAGAGCACACUUACUACAGCUGAAAUCGAAGAAUCGGCGGUAUCGAAAUCAAAAUCGCCGUCUCCUUCGCCACCUACAGCACUUGGCACAACAGCAACAACAGAAGAACAGCAAGCAGAACCACUUGGCACAACAGCAACAACAGAGGAACAGCAAGCAGAACGUGCAUUGUCACCACCACCUUUACCCAAACGACGCAUGGAUGAUGAGGAUGACGAGGACGACGUCUUAGCAGCACGUGCGGGGGGAGAAAACAAGAGAAGGAAACGCACACCGUCACCAUUGGCAUCAUCAAAAGCGUCUCCAAAAAAGAUCAUCAUCAAACCUCAAAUCCGAAAACUGCGGUCAAACAGUAAAUGAAAAGACUCCUUGUUGAAAAAAGAACUUUGUACAUAUAACAAUAAAAAAGAGAAUAUCCACGUUGCGACAAUAACGUGUAAGAUGAUGUUGGAGG